This is a messenger RNA of Penicillium paradoxum, 1413 nucleotides long. RefSeq lists its product as uncharacterized. Bases 1 to 1413 code for a protein of 470 amino acids. The record is from RefSeq and is a predicted model, not a curated record. NCBI's taxonomy places the organism in Eukaryota, Fungi, Ascomycota, Eurotiomycetes, Eurotiales, Aspergillaceae. The transcript is spliced from 4 exons.
AUGGAACCCGCACGAUCGCAGCUAGCUCGUCCCCUGCCCCCCUUGGAACGCAAUGGAGGUACUUUACACCCUUCCGUACACACUGACCGUGUGGCGUUGGGAUACAUGGGUCACUGGGUCUCGUUUGUGCAAGACGUGAUGGCCAUGUUUCACGCGGCGGCAAUCACACAUCAAGUCCCCGUACACAACGAAUCUGAGAAUUAUGUUGUGGGCAGUGAACUUGGUCUCUCUGGCAGAUUCGUACGAAACCUUUGCGACCCUGUGAUUGAAGCCUUGAUACCGCUACCUGAAAUGUCCUCCACGCGAUUCGCCGAUAUCCAAGCUCUCACCGUGCAUGGCACAGUUAUUCCCGAUGUCGCUUUUGGCCUCGUGGCGCAACCAGAACCCCUUGAUUCCCUUGCCCGCAUUUCUAUGGUCGGCGAGUUCAAGACACCGUGGACAGUGGGAUUACAUCAGAUGGACAUCACUCGCCCAAACCCGGAUCUUCGUUUGGAAAAUCUAAUAGGACAAGUCGCAAGCCAAAUGCGGAUGGCCGAAGUCAAGUACGCCUUCCUGACUACCUACAACGUCACCGUAUUUGUCCAGAGAGUCAAUGACUUCUCGUACCUCCUCUCCCGGCCAAUGGCGUUUGAUUGUCAAGGCCCCUCGCUGCGAGAAAUGUUCGUUGGGUUUUGUCUUCUGUCGAGAAUAGAUCCAAACUAUCACGAAAGUGGCCCUGAUGUGGCGACAAGAUUGAGAGGGAUUCCUGGACCUCGGACUUCAGAAAGGCUUUGGGUCCUUCGUCCGCAAGACCUACCGCCCCCAAGCACGCCGCCGACUAUCACAUCAACCAGCGUGAUUGUUGAAUGUGGCACCACAACACCCGUGAUUGUCAACUGCAUGGAGCAAAUGUCACUCCGCGAUACUCAGGGAAAGUCGGUUUGGUUGGCGGAAAUUAACGGAGUACGGUGUGUACUGAAAUGCUGGGUGCCAGAUAUGGACGAACUUUUCGAAACUGAAGCCGCAGUAUAUCAGCGCCUGGAAUCGUCUGACUCGUCUGCCUCGUACCUUUUCGCCAAGUGCAUCGCAAGAGGGAAAGUAAUGUGCUCAAGUCUGUUUCCGACUGGCUGGGUGGUCAUCUUGGAACACCGCGCGGGAGAGCGACUCUCGGAUAUAUGGUCAGUUCUCAGUGCGGCCGAGCGAGCACAUAUUGAGGAGGAAUGUUUAAAGGCCAUUCGCGCGCUUCGCGCAAUCUCGAUUCGUCUUGACGAUCCUGGUCAGCACAAUGUUCUUUAUUCAAGAGAGACCCGGGCUGUGACUCUUGUCGAUUUCGAAGUUGCCGUGCCAGUUGCCACAAACACUUUGAUCCCGACAUCGUACGAGAUGAGACGAAUCUUUAGUUCAAGUUUGAUCACGGGUGGAGAAGGCGGGUAG